GUGGGAUUCAGAGUAUAAAUAUGCGCCAUAGAAAAUCUCAGAUUCAGUGUGUGCGCGGAUCGGUUUCUGACUUUGCACAAAGCUGCUCGCGAAACAUUAAUCGGACGGCAUGAAGAAAUUCGCAUUCCUCGUUCUCGUCUUUUCCGCUGCCGCUAUUGCCGAAGAAACAGGCAUAAAACAAUGGGCGGAAAACUUCGAUGCUAGCGAAGAAAUCGUAAAGAUGUGUUUAACCGAGGCAGACUCGACGGAGGCGGAGAUGCAGAACAUAGAAAACCAGUUCGAAAAUAUAGAUGCCAACAACAUCAACGAUGAAACUAAGAAAAAUUUCGAGAAAUAUAAUCUCUUCAUGGCUUGCAUGAUGGAAAAGAAAGAAAUGAUGAAAGAUUCGAAAGUGGUCGUGGAUAAGUUGAUAGAACUCAUAGAGAAGGAUAAGGACAAAUUCCCCAUUGACAAGGAAGUCUUGAAAGAAUGCUUGGAAGGACUGAACGAUGACAACGAAUUGACUCGGGAGACCAGGGCGAUGGGUGCGAUACUGUGCAUAAUGGCCGCCGAAAGCAAAAACUAAAGGAAGUAAAGAGGAGUGCAAGUUCACAGGCGCGACGUCGCAUCUGUCUCGACCGGAACACGCGGCGAUAGGAAUAACGGGCAAAAUUUCAAUCAUCGGGGUUUAAGAUGUUGUUCCUUUAGACACGCAAUAAACGUAUAAGUAUGCAGACACAGUAAUCGGAUUGUUCGAUAACUCGUUUAACCUGAGGACGCGUCAGAGUGUACUGCACUUUCCACAUGUUACAUACUAGGUAUACAAAUGAAUAAUCCAAAUUUAUUUAAGUAGUUAGAGAAUAUUAAAAUUAAUUAAUUUCUCUGCUCUUUAUCGGCAUCUCGCCGUUAGUGUUUACACGAAGUCACAAUAAAUCGCGGACUUUAUCGCAAGAUAAA
Molecule: messenger RNA, 936 nt
Organism: Odontomachus brunneus
Lineage: Eukaryota; Metazoa; Arthropoda; Insecta; Hymenoptera; Formicidae
Exons: 5
Coding region: 110-565 (151 amino acids)
Molecular function (GO): odorant binding
Source: RefSeq, a predicted model, not a curated record